Messenger RNA from Ambispora leptoticha, 1017 nucleotides. The record is from the annotation of a GenBank genome assembly. Lineage: Eukaryota; Fungi; Glomeromycota; Glomeromycetes; Archaeosporales; Ambisporaceae.
AUGCCCAGACAGUCGAUACAUGCAGAGUUAAAGAUCCCAAAGGAUCUAUUCGAUAAUAUGAAAGAAAGAUUAGGGAAUAUCACAGAAAUAUUCUUUAUAAAAUCUGAUCCAUUGACAUCAGAACAGAUGCUUGAUCUCCUUGAGCCGAAAACACUGUUAUCCUCGGAUCAUAUCAACGCGUAUUUUUCGAUGCUUAACUCACGACAUGAUCAUAUUUACGGCCUUUCCACAUAUUUCUAUACAAGAUUGAUUUCGUCCGAUAACAGCUAUGAAUAUGAGGCUGUUGCUCGAUGGACAAAAAAUACGCGAAUAUUUAAAAAGGAGAUGGUCUUUGUUCCGAUAAAUAUGGAUCAGGUCCAUUGGAUAUUAGCCGUGAUUUGGAUGGGAACACGAAAGAUUCAAAUAUGGGACUCAUUAGGUCACUCGCAUCAUAAAGAUUCAGUUGGAACUUGGCUCAAUAAAUAUCUAAAAGAUGAAUAUGAUCAUAAAGAAUACAAUGUUAAUCAUCAUAAUGAUAUGCAUCAAUUAGAGGAUGACGAUAAGAAAGAUAAAAAUGAAAAUUCAAUUCGCACAAUUGGUCAUUCUAAUAAUGAUAACACUCGUCAAAGUGUUAUCUAUAUGACCAGGUCUAAUUACAGCAUAUCGUCAAAUAAUAGUCAUCGCCAGGACAAUACCAUCAAUAACCACCCCACACAGAGUAAGAAAUUCACUUACAAUACUCGUUCACAAUAUAAUAAAUUGUCAGACAAAGGAGCACACGAGGAAAAUAUCAUUGAUGAAUGGAAGGAUUUUAAAGUAGUUGAUCAAUGGGUGCAAGAACGUGGACCACAGACUGAUGGAUCUUCAUGUGGAGUAUUUGUCUGUCUAAUCGCUAAAUUACUUACAGAUGGAAAGACUGAAGAGCAAAUCAAAGAGAUAAUAUUUGAAAAGGAUGCCGCUCUCAAUUAUCGUAAAGUAAUGACAUUGGAAAUCUAUGAUUAUGCAAUUCGUAAUAAUACCGUCACCUCGGCUGAGUAG